UGCACUAGUGCAUAUACUAAAAAGGGGAAUUUCAAGUUCCGCAAAUCUAAGACGAUUGAUGUUCUUUUAUGUAAACCAAACUGGUUGUCAAGGAGCAGUUGUUUGAGCCAGUUGGCGGAAGAACUUCCGUCCCACGAACCGCGGUAUAUUUUGGUGACGUAUCAUUAUGAGAAAUCUGAUGGGCGUGUUGUGUACCCUUAUUGUAUGAUUUUUUCUACUCCCGAAGGUAAUUGUGAGGCUGUCUUAAUCAGUAUGCGUUCAUAUUUAACUUACAAAUCUGUUUGUUUGAACGUUGUCAGAAUACGUUUAUACUUAUCAUUUUUGUAA
Echinostoma caproni is the source of this 327-nucleotide messenger RNA. The record is from the annotation of a GenBank genome assembly. NCBI's taxonomy places the organism in Eukaryota, Metazoa, Platyhelminthes, Trematoda, Plagiorchiida, Echinostomatidae.